CGUUUUCUGCAAUCGGCUGCGGUGGUGAGCAGUCAUAUGAUCAAUACGGUGUGAAAAUGUCUCAGCUCCUGUUUAACAUGAGCAAUGGUUACCUCGAAGGCUUGGUUCGAGGCUUUAAAGGAGGUAUCCUCAAGCAAAGCGAUUACUUGAAUCUCGUGCAAUGCGAGACCCUCGAAGACUUGAAGCUUCACCUCCAGAGCACAGACUAUGGCAACUUCUUGGCAAAUGAAGCAAGUCCUCUCACUGUUUCGGUUAUUGAUGAUAAGCUACGUGAAAAACUUGUCGUGGAGUUUCGGCACAUGAGAAAUCAUGCAGUUGAACCACUGGCCACUUUCUUAGACUACAUAACGUACAGCUACAUGAUUGACAAUAUCAUCCUGCUCAUCACUGGGACCCUGCACCAACGGCCUAUCGGGGAGCUCAUCCCAAAGUGCCACCCUCUGGGCAGUUUUGAUCAGAUGGAAGCCAUUCACAUUGCCUCCACACCUGCUGAACUCUACAAUGCAGUGAUUGUUGACACACCUCUUGCACCCUUUUUUGUGGACUGCAUAUCUGAACAAGAUCUUGAUGAAAUGAACAUUGAAAUCAUUCGCAACACCCUCUACAAGGCAUACUUGGAAAACUUCUACAAGUUCUGUGAAAGUAUUGGAGGCACAACUGCAGAUGUUAUGCUCGAAAUCCUUGCUUUUGAGGCUGACCGCCGGGCAUUUAUCAUCACUAUAAACUCGUUUGGCACUGAACUAACUAAAGAAGACAGAGCAAAGCUCUUUCCCAAAUGUGGUCACCUUUACCCUGAUGGACUGAAUGCACUUGCAAAAGCAGAUGACUAUGACCAAGUACGGAAUAUUGCGGAGUUCUAUGCACAAUACAAUGUGCUUUUCGGUGGAGCAGGAAACAAUCCUGAUGAGCGGACACUUGAGGACAAGUUCUUUGAGCACGAGGUGACGCUCAACGUAAAUGCCUUCAUGCAGCAGUUUCAUUCUGGAGUCUUCUAUGCAUAUGUCAAGCUGAAAGAGCAGGAGUGCCGCAACAUCGUCUGGAUUGCAGAAUGUGUUGCACAGCGCCACCGUUCAAAAAUUGACAACUACAUCCCAAUCUUCUAGUUAUUUUCAAAUAGUCAUGUAACCUAAUUAGUUGAGUGUGGUGCAUGUACCGUGCAUGGCUAAACUUUUGCUGUUAUAUUGUUGGUAGAUAACUGCAAGGUGAAAUAAGUUUGUUGUCACUAUAUUGUAGUCAAGAGGUCUAAAUCGCAAUCUGAAAGCUGUUUUAUGUUCUUAUGUUACAGCAGCUCAUCUGCAAAUGUCUUCAAAGGGCCAAAAUAAACCCAUAGUCUUUUGUGUGCAUGUAUUUAUUCUGGAACUUUCAGAUGCUCUUAUCAUGUAAAUAAGGCCUCUAUACAUAUAUACAUAUAUUGUACAAACAGUAUGUAAUUAUGUGUUCAAUUGACAGUAAAUGUGUAAAGUGAUUAUUGGAUGAUUAUUCGAAACUUGCCUUUGAAAUUGUGUGAAUUUGUAGGUCAAAUCCUAAUUUAAAACAAUGAAAGCGGUUUCAUAAGAAUUGGAAAAGAUUUUGAUUGUUGUACAUCUUUCAUAUGCUCGAGUUAAACUGUAAAAAUAAAUAAUUUUGAUUUCGGUUGA
This is a messenger RNA of Rhipicephalus microplus (southern cattle tick), 1637 nucleotides long. RefSeq names its product V-type proton ATPase subunit VhaAC39-1 (gene VhaAC39-1). Gene Ontology annotation, biological process: proton transmembrane transport. The record is from RefSeq and is a predicted model, not a curated record. Gene Ontology annotation, cellular component: proton-transporting V-type ATPase, V0 domain. Gene Ontology annotation, molecular function: proton-transporting ATPase activity, rotational mechanism. NCBI's taxonomy places the organism in Eukaryota, Metazoa, Arthropoda, Arachnida, Ixodida, Ixodidae.